AAAUAACGUUAAAGCAUUCACAACCAGAUACAUAACAAAUAAAAAUUCACAAGUGCAAUAUAAUUCUGCAAGGAAAACAAAAAACUAAGCACACAUAUCAGCGCAAGCACACUCACGCACACGCACACAUAUACAUGCAAAUUUACACAUACAUAUGUAUAUAGCGUGUGCUUAAAAGAAAAAAUAAAUUCGGUUGUGUGAUAAACAUAGGCGCUAUAAAAUACCUGUACACACUCACACACACACACACGCACACAGCUACGGCAUGGAGGCAUGAUUGUCGCCAUGUAAUUUUCACUUUGAGCAACAAGAGCAACGAACAGCAACAACAACAAGCAGAACUUGCUUAACAUGGCACUGGAGCACAGUUUUCUGGGCACAUGGGAGAUUGUCUCCUGUACGUUCGAGGGAAAACCCGAAAUUUCUGGACUGGAAGGCAUUAAAUUUCGCUUGGAUGAUACUAGCGAUAUAACCUGGUAUAAUGAUCUGGUUAGUCCACUUCCUGAAACAAAAGACUGCGGCACUUGCUGUGACUCGGCAAGUGUUUUAUUUAGCUGUGAGACUUUCGAUGUGCACGAAGCCAAUCCGCGCCUUAUCUUUGGCGCCUUCGCCGGGCAUAGCAUCGAGUUUAGCACAAACACGCUGCUGCCGACUGACACGCUUGUGCUUAGCUGCGAGAACUGGUAUGCGGUGGAAUGCAAGCGGCUGCAGGAUGGCCAGGCAGCCGGCCAGGAGCGCCAGUUUAGCUUUGGCGAGGCACUGCAGGAUGCCUACUUCAGCGAUGUGGUUGUCAUGAGCGCCAGCGGCAUGGAAUAUGCGCUGCACGCCUCCAUCUUGCGGCUCAACGGCUUCGACUGCAGCAUGUGUGUCAACAGCGGCGCUGCCAUGACCUUGGCUACGCCACCGCGCAAGCCCAAGAGCAAUCAAGGCGGCAGUGCCAUACGCAUAUCUGUGGCGCCGGUGGGCAUUGUUGCUGCUGCUGCCGAUGAGCUGGAGCAGCAGCAGCAGCAGCAGCAGCAUCAGCUGCGGCCACGUCACAAUUUAUCGCCCAUUUACUUGCAACCUCCGUGCGAAUUAAGCCCUGGCACAAUAACAACAAUAGCAACAGCGCCCGGUGGCUUGGGUGGAGUGCGUCUGCAUCAGCUUAGCAGCAGCUUCAAUUGCCUGAGCAAUGGCAAUACUCAGGAUGCCAACAAUGGUGAAGGCAAGGGCCUGCUUAGCGUCGAUGGUGGCAUGCGCCGCUUUCCGCCCACCUCGCACUCGGACUCGCAUCUGGAAACCACUCAGCUGCAUUGCGAGAAUAUUUUCAACUUUUGCCAAGAUCUCAUGCUGCAACCAAUCGCCUCGCCGGUGCAUCCCACUGUUGGCAUAUCCAUUUGCAGCACACGGCGACCACCACUGUCGCCUUAUCGUGCGCGCAGCCCGUCGCCAUUUCCCAGCUCCAUGGAUACGCCGCCAUCGUCACCGCUGACGCCAGUUGGUGUGCUCUACAAUCUACCCACGUUCCUGCUCAGUCCCAUACUCCACUGGCUCUACACAGAGUCGCUGAUGCCCGAACUGGACGAGGACAUCUGCGAGAAGCUCAUCAACUUUGCCGAAACGCAACCAUCGCUGACGAAGCUCGUCGAGCCCACACGCAAGUAUCUGCGGCUGAUGCGGCUCAAGAAAUUUGUCAUCAAUGUCACAAUGGAUCUGCAUGGCAUACUCAAUCGCGUGCUGCAGCGCAUCGAUCCGCUCAGCAUCUCGCAUCAGCCCGCACUGCUCUAUGCCACUUUUCAGGAUGCGUUGCGUGAAUGCGCCAUCGGCUGCGCCAAGGUUCUGCAGUUUUGCAACAUUUUCAUUAAGGAUGCCACGCAUCUGGCGCGAUAUCAAAAGAACGAGAUUAUCAAAUAUAUACGCACCAGGAUACCGAUCUUUAUGACGCAAGUGCAGCAGCUGCUGCGCAAUGUGCUUGGCGUCUUUGUAAGUCUAAACAAUGAUGAGAAGGCCGAGCUGGUCACCUAUCUUGUACCUGAGAUUGAAUCUACUUUAUUGAUUUUAACCGCUGUGAUAGAGGAAAUCAAAAACUCAUUGGAAUCAAUGUGCAAAGAUUUGAAAUGCUCACACUUGGACCUGUCGAUGCAGCAACAGCAAACGGAUGAUGCCAUUGCUAUGCAGCUGCAAUAUGGAGAUAGCGGUGUGUUGUCACCACGACCACGGCGUGGACCACCGAUUGGCCUGGCGCUCUACGACAGUCCGGGCGAGAAUCAACGCAUUAACUCGGCGGAAAAUGAUCUCAAGUUUGUGCUCUAUAUGUAUGAAGUGCGCAAGAUGCGCGAUAUAUAUGGCCGCAUAGCAGCUGCGCUGGAAAUCAUUAAGGAUAAGAAGAGCACAUUCUGUGAAAUGGACUUUCUUAGCAAACGCAGCACUAUCAAUCAAAAUCUAGAACAGCUGAUUGUGGAUAUACCCGCUUAUAUAUUUAUUAUGGAGAACUUAUCGGACCGCCUGGACGAUAAGCUUGGCUGGAAGGAGUUUAAAUUCUGCUUUAAGCUUGCCACCAGCCAAAUUAAUGGCGUUAUAGUCAAACUGUUGGAUCAUAAGACGGCAUUGGGCGCUGCCAUACAGCAGAUAUGCAAACUGGUGCGCAAAUAUGAGUUUACGCAGUCAAUUAUGGAGCUGGGGCUGCUGGAGAGCUGCAAUCAGCUGGAGCACGACAUGAAGCUGGCCGAUCAUGAGAACAAUAUGGAUAUGGGGCUCAAGGAUAUGGACGGCAGAUCAAUGGAGCGCAAUGCGUACUUCGAUUAUAAUAAUAUUAAGCUCAACUUGGUGCGUCAUUUAUGCGAGCCACCCAUUGCUGCAAACAGUUGCCUAUCGAAGAACGCCUUGCGGCUGCUGCACUCGGCCCAGCUGGCCGACAUGGAGUUUGAGGUGCAUACCUAUGCGCCCUCGCCCACGCCCACGCCUGCGCAGACGCCGACGCUGACGCUGGAUGAUGGUGGUGGACCUACCACCACCGUCAAGUUGCAAGUACAUAACUUCAAGGCGCACCGCGUCAUAGUUGCCGCCCGCUGCGAAUGGUUCAAGAAGGCGCUCAUGUCCGGCAUGCAGGAGUCGAUAAAUAGAAAAGUGAUUAUAACCGAUACUACGCCCGUUAUAUUUCGUCGUCUAUUGUUGUAUCUCUAUGGUGCGCCCAUUGAUCGCACUGUGGGUGCCGAGCAGAUCUGUGAGCUAAUGCUGCUGGCCGAUCGCUACUCCAUUGAUGAUCUCAAGGAGCUGUGCGAGAAUACGCUGAAUGCUUUAAUUGAUGAGGACUCUGUCGUCUGUCUGCUGGGCAUUGCCGAUCGCUACAUGGCCACUGCACUCAAGUCCAAUUGUCUGUCGUUUCUGUCGCAGCACUCACAGCUGACCAAGUGUGAAAUGUUUAAGAAGCUGCCGCAAAGUUUACAGCUGGAAGUGAUGGACCUGAUACACUGGUUUGGCCGCGUCUCAGAGCCUUGGAACGACCGCAGCUCGCGUCACAGCCUGAAGAGCCCCUCCAAGCCGCGCUCGAGAUCUCGCAAGUCCUCGCCCUCCUACAUGUGACGUCAGGCAAGUGCCAGCGAAUUGUCAAAUUGCGCAAAUUUCCUGACAGCAAAUAGAAAUUGAAGUGAACGAAUUACAAAUUGUAUGCCCUAUAAUAAAAAUAGUUCUCAUGCAUAAAAACAUAACAUUUAGGUCAAAUAAUAUAUAUCUAUGUAUCGUUUAUUAUACGUAUGAUAUUUAUUGUCGCAAAUGAAUUGUAAAACGUUUUUGAAUAUUUAAAUGUUUAUUAAUAGCGUAACGUAACGUAACAUUAACAUACGUCAUAUUCCUGUAACGUCAUAUGCAUCAAUUUAUUUCCAGACUCUCUUUGAUCUCUCUUGAAUUACUAUGAACAUACAAAUAGCUGAACAAUUAUGAAUGAAUGCUAGGUUAAUGUUGUUGUCAUAUAUUUUUAAUUUUUUCA
Messenger RNA from Drosophila busckii, 3964 nucleotides. RefSeq lists its product as uncharacterized. Gene Ontology annotation, molecular function: ubiquitin protein ligase binding. Gene Ontology annotation, cellular component: cytoplasm; nucleus. NCBI's taxonomy places the organism in Eukaryota, Metazoa, Arthropoda, Insecta, Diptera, Drosophilidae. The record is from RefSeq and is a predicted model, not a curated record. Bases 352 to 3561 code for a protein of 1069 amino acids. The transcript has 13 exons. Gene Ontology annotation, biological process: regulation of proteolysis; proteasome-mediated ubiquitin-dependent protein catabolic process.